This is a messenger RNA of Morus notabilis, 354 nucleotides long. Its product is annotated as hydroxyphenylpyruvate reductase. The record is from RefSeq and is a predicted model, not a curated record. The transcript has a single exon. The coding region runs from base 1 to 354 and encodes 117 amino acids. Lineage: Eukaryota; Viridiplantae; Streptophyta; Magnoliopsida; Rosales; Moraceae. Gene Ontology annotation, cellular component: cytosol. Gene Ontology annotation, molecular function: NAD binding; glyoxylate reductase (NADPH) activity; hydroxypyruvate reductase [NAD(P)H] activity.
AUGGACGGCAUUGGCGUCCUAACGACAUGCCCGAUGUUCAAUUACCUCGAAGUAGAGUUGAAAAAGCACUUUAAGUUCUUCAAGCUCUGGCGCUAUCCUUCAAUGGCAGAAUUCUUAGGAGAGAACGUUGAUUCAGUCCAAGCCGUGGUGGGAAACACCAAAAUCGGCGCCGACACGGUACUGAUCGGUUCGCUGCCGAGAUUGAGGAUCGUCGCGAGCUACAGCAUGGGGUUGGACAAGAUUGAUAUGAGAAAAUGCGAGGAAAGAGAAAUUAGGGUCACCAACAGUCCCGACACGUUGACUGAUGACGUCGCCAACAAAACGUACGAUUGGGCUUAUUUUGGCGGUGAUUAA